CAAAGAACUCCGUUAAUAUAAGAUUUUUUGGAAGAUGCCCAAAAACAAAGUCGUGCUGUAUAAACUCAUCACGUUCUGUUAUCUUUCUCUUUUAUUUUUCAUCAUUUCACUAUGGCAGCCAGAAGAAACUCGAAUACACAACUGCUUGAUGAGCUAGAAGAGCUUACUCAGUCUCUAUACCAGACUCAUACUGCUACGAAUCGAAGAACUGCCUCCCUUGCGCUUCCUAGAAAUGCAGUUCCAUCUAUUCCAUCUAUUGAUGAGGCUGAUGCAGCAGCAGAUGAGGAGAAGUUCAAUCCAAAGCCGCGGUCUAGGCGCAUGUCCUUGUCUCCCUGGAGGUCUCGUCCCAAGGCUGAGCUGGACGUUGAUAAUAAAAUACAGUCUAAAGCUGGGAAUAAGAAGGAACUCAAGAAGAUUGAUGAUAAGAGUACAGAAAAGAAAGGGCUGUGGAAUUGGAAGCCGAUUCGAGCUCUGAGCCAUAUUGGCAUGCAGAAGUUGAGUUGCUUGUUCUCUAUUGAAGUUGUGACUGUUCAAGGCCUUCCUGCCUCGAUGAAUGGUCUCCGUCUUGCUGUUUGUGUUAGAAAGAAAGAGACCAAGGAUGGAACAGUUCAGACAAUGCCAUCCAGGGUAUCACAGGGAGCUGCUGAUUUUGAAGAGACGCUUUUUGUUCGGUGUCAUGUGUACUGCUCAUCUGCUGGUGGCACUCAGAAAUUUGAGCCAAGGCCUUUUGUGAUCUAUGUUCUGGCAAUUGAUGCCAAAGAGCUGGACUUUGGAAAAACAUCUGUGGAUGUGGGAGAUUUGAUACAGGAAUCUGUGGAGAAGAAUUUUGGGGGCGAGAGGGUACGACAGUGGGACACGAGUUUUAGUCUCACAGGGAAGGCUAAAGGAGGAGAACUUGUUCUGAAAUUGGGAUUUCAGAUUAUGGAGAAAGAUGGAGGAAGUGGAAUUUACAAUCAGGGAGUAGCAGGGCAGAAACCAAGCAGAGCUGGGACUUUUUCACCGUCUUUCGGACGCAGGCAGUCUAAGUCAUCCUUUAGUAUUCCUAGCCCAAGACUGACAAGCAGAGCAGAAGCCUGGACUCCUUCACAGGCAGGAGCAAGCGCGGAGUUUCAAGAAAUUGAUGAUCUGAAUCUCGAUGAGCCUGCCUCAGUACAUUCACCUUCUGCUGUUCAAAAGGCUGAAGAACCAGAAUCGAAAAUGGAUGAUCUAGAUCUCCCUGAUUUUGAGGUGGUUGAUAAAGGAGUUGAGGUUCAAGGGAAAGAGUGGACAGAUGGACAGUCUGAAGAAAAUUCUGACAAAAGAUCGGUCUCAGGCGAGGUUGUCAAGGAAGUUGUGCAUGAUCAGGUACAUCAAGCUAGACUGACAGAACUUGAAUUAAUUGCUCAACAGAUAAAAGCCCUUGAGUCUAUGAUGGAGGAUGAGAAAUCUGUCAGAAACGACGAAGAGACUGCCUCACAACAACUGGAUGCUGAUGAGGAAACAGUAACAAAGGACUUCUUGCAAUCGUUGGAGAUUGAUGAGGCUGAUGAAAUUCAGACAUUUCAUCAAGAAUAUCAGCAAGAGAAGCAGAAUAGGGCUGAUGAUGAAGAGGCUAACUCGAUGGUUUAUCUCCCAGAUCUUGGAAAGGGCUUGGGUUGCGUUGUCCAAACAAGAAAUGGAGGCUACUUGGCAGCAGCAAAUCCUCUGGAUACUUUGGUGGCGAGAAAAGAUACUCCAAAGCUUGCAAUGCAGAUAUCAAAACAACUGGUUCUUCGCGCAGAUCAAUCAAUGACUGGAUUUGAAAUAAUUCAAAGCCUGGCAGCCACUGGCACGGAAAAGCUUAGUUCAGAAAUCUUGUCUUUGAUGCCCAUGGAUGAGCUUUUAGGUAAAACAGCUGAGCAGAUAGCUUUUGAAGGAAUUGCUUCAGCAAUCAUCAGUGGGAGGAACAAAGAAGGUGCUAGCUCGACUGCAGCACGUACAAUUGCUGCAGUUAAAUCAAUGGCCACUGGAAUGAGCACUGGGAGGAAAGAAAGAAUUUCAACAGGCAUCUGGAAUGUUAAUGAGAACCCUGUUACAGUAGAUGAAAUCUUGGCUUUCUCAAUGCAAAAGAUAGAAAGCAUGGCACUUGAGGCUCUGAAAAUUCAGGCUGAGACAGCAGAAGAAGAGGCCCCCUUCGAUGUAUCUCCUCUAAAUGAAAAUGAUAACCUUCUAGCUUCCGCUGUUCCACUUGAAGACUGGAUAAAGGACAGCAGUGUGGAGACCUCCACUAAUGAGGACGGAGACUCAGAAACUAUCAUCAUCACGGUGGUUGUACAAAUGCGGGAUCCCAUCAGGCAGUAUGAGGCAGUGGGAGCUCCACUAUUAGUUCUGAUAUAUGCAACACGAGUUGAUGCAAAAACAGAUGGGUACGAGGAGGAAAAGAGGUUCAAAGUUGACAGUAUGCACAUCGCGUGCUUGAAAAUAAGAACCGGAGGAGGAAAGAAGAAUGCCUGGGAUAGUGAGAAGCAGAGGCUAACCUCAAUGCAAUGGCUGGUGGCCUAUGGCCUUAUGAAGGCGGCAAAGAAGGGAAAACGAGUCGUUUCAAAGGGACAAGACCUAUUCUGGAGCAUUUCCUCGAGGGUAAUGGCAGAUAUGUGGCUCAAACCAUUGAGGAACCCAGAUGUCAGAUUACCUAAUUAGUAAUCUUACAUCUUUUCAACAUUUUGGAAGUAUAAUUAUAUGUUUGAAUGUAUUAUAAGCCAUCAACACACCUCAUUCUGUCACCAAAUUCAUGAUGAUUCGGGAUCAUAUAGAGCUCGAGUCCUUGUAAUUUAUAUAGAUCAUAUGUUUUUUCCCUUGAA
Molecule: messenger RNA, 2819 nt
Organism: Daucus carota subsp. sativus
Lineage: Eukaryota; Viridiplantae; Streptophyta; Magnoliopsida; Apiales; Apiaceae
Product: protein PLASTID MOVEMENT IMPAIRED 1
Exons: 1
Coding region: 112-2658 (848 amino acids)
Source: RefSeq, a predicted model, not a curated record